Messenger RNA from Syngnathus typhle (broad-nosed pipefish), 3897 nucleotides. RefSeq names its product HNF1 homeobox Ba (gene hnf1ba). Gene Ontology annotation, molecular function: RNA polymerase II cis-regulatory region sequence-specific DNA binding; DNA-binding transcription factor activity, RNA polymerase II-specific. The record is from RefSeq and is a predicted model, not a curated record. The transcript has 10 exons. Lineage: Eukaryota; Metazoa; Chordata; Actinopteri; Syngnathiformes; Syngnathidae. Bases 579 to 2321 code for a protein of 580 amino acids. Gene Ontology annotation, cellular component: nucleus. Gene Ontology annotation, biological process: pancreas development; regulation of transcription by RNA polymerase II; positive regulation of DNA-templated transcription.
AAUAUUCUCUUUCAUAAUCUCUUCAUUUUUACACAUUUAUAAAAGUUCAGAUCGAGAUAUCAGCACCAGGCCUAAUUUGAUAGCAGCAAGAUUCCGAUUGAUUGGGAUUCUUCAGAUGGUGCCGAAGAGAGGAGCUCCUUGCAUGCAGCCCGCCCGCCCGCACGCGCACGGAGCUUGCUGUCAAAAUGUGCCGCUGCAUGUUCUCUCCUUUUAUGACUCACAAUAAGCCGUCCAAAGUCCAGCAAAGUCGCGUCUCUGAUAAGCGGAACCAAUAAAAGCUGCAGCAGCCUGGCAGUGUAAACACCUCGGGCCCGGAGAGGGCCUCCACCUCCUCCCCAUUCUUUUUUCUACUUCUUACCUUCCUCGUCUUCAUCUUCUUCUUCUUGAGUUGCAUUUACAUAUUAAGGCCCCCCAUCAGCCGGCCCCCUCAUUAGCAUCUUUUAUAUCCCUGGAGCAAGGCGGCAGCAUCAUGGCAAAGUAGAUCCAUCCUCCUCACCCUAGAACAGGUGUCAGCUGGACCGAAGAGCCCGAACGGAACCUAUACACUUAUUUUUCCCCCUUUUUUUUUUUUUUUUUUGAUGUUCUCCAACAUGGUGUCCAAACUGACGUCCCUGCAGCACGAGCUCCUGAGCGCACUGCUGGAUUCAGGGCUCACCAGGGAGGUCCUGAUCCAGGCGCUGGACGACAUGGACCCUAACCCGGUCGGGGGCUUCGGGGUGAAGCUAGAAAGGCUGCAAUCACCGCUGUCUCCGCGCCACAAAAACAACACAAACGGCGAGUCAUGCGACGCCAAGCCGGUGUUCCACACACUGACCAACGGCCACGGGAAAGCGGCCACCAAACUGUCCGGCGACGAGGGCUCGGAGGACGGCGACGACUUCGACACGCCGCCCAUCCUCAAGGAGCUGCAGUCCCUCAACACCGAGGAGGCCGCCGAGCAGCGCGCCGAGGUCGACCGCAUGUUGGCGGAGGAUCCAUGGCGCGCAGCCCGUAUGAUCAAAGGUUACAUGCAGCAGCACAACAUUCCACAACGCGAAGUGGUGGACAUCACAGGCCUCAAUCAGUCGCACCUCUCACAGCACCUGAACAAGGGCACGCCCAUGAAGACCCAGAAGCGCGCCGCCCUCUACACUUGGUACGUGCGCAAGCAGCGGGAGAUCCUCAGACAGUUCAACCAGGCUGUGCAAGGUUCUGGCAGCAAUAUGACAGACAAAGGCAAUCAGGAUCCGGUGUUUUUUUUCCCAGAGUUCAACCCGUCCGGUCAGGGCAUGGGUCAGCCCGGCGGCGGCGGCGGCGACGACACCGGCGGCGAGCCCUCCUCCAAGAAAAUGAGACGUAAUCGUUUCAAAUGGGGGCCCGCCUCGCAACAGAUCCUCUACCAAGCCUACGAGAGGCAAAAGAACCCCAGCAAGGAGGAGAGGGAGGCGCUGGUAGAGGAGUGCAACAGAGCUGAGUGCCUCCAGAGGGGGGUGUCGCCAUCCAAAGCUCAAGGUCUGGGCUCCAACCUGGUGACGGAGGUGCGGGUGUACAACUGGUUCGCCAAUCGACGCAAGGAAGAAGCGUUCAGGCAGAAGCUGGCCAUGGACGCCUACAGCACGCCGACCACGCACAGCCUCAACCCGCUCCUGUCCCAUGGCUCACCGCACCACCCGCAGAACAGCGCGUCACCUCCAAUGCGCUACAGCCAAGGCCCUGGCGAGGUGACGUCGUCCACUAGCAUUAGCCACCACCUUAGCAGCGGCCUGGCCUCCAGCCAGUCGGUGCUCCAGCAGGUGUCUCCGGGGGUACUGGACCCCAGCCACAGUCUUCUGUCACCCGACGCCAAGAUGAUUUCGGGUUCAGGCGGCGGCCUCCCUCCAGUGAGCACGCUGACCAACAUCCACAGUUCCCUUCACAGCCAUCAGCAGACGCAAAACCUCAUCAUGCCGCUUUCUGGAGUCAUGGCCAUCGCGCAAAGUUUGAACACGUCGCAGUCUCAGUCGGUGCCGGUGAUCAACAGCGUGGCGGGCAGCCUGGCGGCCCUUCAGCCCGUUCAGUUCUCGCAGCAGCUUCACAGUCCUCACCAGCAGAGCCUCAUGCAGCAUUCGCCCAAUCACAUGAGCCAGCAGCCGUUCAUGGCCGCCGUCACGCACUCGCACAUGUACUCGCACAAACAGGAGCCGCCGCAAUAUUCGCACCCGUCGCGCUUCCCGUCGGCCAUGGUGGUGACGGACGCCAACAGCAUCGGUACACUCAGCAUGUCGGCCAGCAAAACGGACGCUCCGGUAAACAAGAUGGUGCAACUCGGGGGUCUUUCCUGGUGUCCUCUUCAAGCGUGGUGAGAGCGUGUCCACCGAACUUCCCCCGCUGCCCGGAAACCCCAGUGCAUUUUUUCCUUCUCCUUUUUUUUUUUUUCCACACUACCCGCUUGCCCGUCACCUUGGCGACGGAUGACGAAUUGGGUGGGGGGGGCGGAUACCAAAACCUUGUGACGACCGUAUGGCAGAACGGACCAGAGAGUGGACCACAGUGCCUGCCAGGCGACGACCAGGGCCUAAAAGAACGGUUAAAUCUUCACCGUGACCGUCACACAAUACUUUCGGAUGGCAGAAGAUUAGCUAGUUGACCGACCGAGAUGAAGUGACAUGAAUUUGAAGAAAAGAGGAAAUGGCUUCAAUCAUAAUUUUUUUUUUGCAUCUCAAAUAUGAUUAUAAGGUGUAUUUUCCACAGAAACCAGCAAUAAUGUAUAUUGUUAAUCUGAAAUUAUGAUCAUGGCCGGUUAGUGACCGAUAAAAUAAAUAGGAUAUGAUUACUAAGAAAACAGAUAUUAGUCCUAAAUAUUUAAAGGCUGGCCUAUCCUAUUCACUUUUUCUCUGUGAUGCGCGUGCACUUAUGGCCCUCGACGAGGCACUCUAAGCCAGCCAGGAGCUCAGGAUUUUAGAUACCACGGAGGGUCAAACUUUUCAUUUUCGUGGUUCUUUUUGGCAAUCGGUGCUGUUAACGAUAACCCAAGAAAAUAUUUUAUACACAUGUGUCAGAAGACGUCUUCCUUCUGGUUAUGUUCAAAGUCGGUCGUUUUUAGUUCAGGUCAUCGAUAGUCACUCACUUUCUGCCACCCGGAAGUAACCUUGGCGCCUGUUGUUUACAAACAUUCUGAAAAGGUCCAUUCAUUUGCCGAGCCCACUUUUUUUAUUCAAAGUGACCGCACAAGGAAAACAAAUCACGCCUUUGGACUGCACGACAAUCCCGACCGAUGCUUGUUGAUCUGGCAUAUUUUCGCCACCACAAAGUCUUCCUGUUUGUGUCUGUUGUGUGUACAUACUGUGAUUUUUGUUUGUUGACAAUCUUCAGAGGACUAUGCAAAGAUUUAGAGCAGGACGAUGAGAAAUUUUAUAUACAGUACAUAUACUGUAUGCACUAUGUGAGUGACAGCACCAACAACUUGCACAAGCGUCUUUUUUUUUUUUUUUUUUUUGCUUAACGCUGCCUGCAAGAAGAAGGAAAAAGGCUAAAGUAGACAAGAAUUUUCUCCUCAUCACCCAUGUUGUGAUAUAAAUAUUGUUGAUGAUAAACUUGGACCCCCCUCAGGUUGAGAAACAACCACUCCUUUCAUUUUGUGACAGCAGCUCACUGGAAUUCAAGGGUGGGAGAGGAGGGGGGGGGGGUUCCCGACACCCAACAGUAUUAGACAUUCCCAUGGAAACAUUAGGUCAUAAUGUUGGUAGCGCUUUGACGCUUUCUUGACUGUUAUGAUGUGCUCACUGCCGUCCGAUCCAGGGGACGCUCACUCAUACCCACAUUGUGCGUGUGCAUGCGUGUGUGUGAUUUUAUUCUCCUCUUAAUGUAUUAUUUUUGUAUAAAAUUGAAAUCAAUCCUAAAUCAUUAUUUAUAUGUACUGAGGCAAUGUUGAUAUUUUGA